AUGAAAGAUGUAGAAAAACCCACCUCUAAUCCUUCUCCAACCAAUAUAAUUUUGCUUUACAACAUCAUGACAUUGAAAAAUACUAGUUGUUCAUUUCUUGGUGUGACAACAAAGCUCAUGCUAUACUUGAUUUUCUUCUCCUUCAUCUUCUACCUCAUUUACUCCCUAAAAUUAUUCUACCCUUUAGUCCUCCUCCAUGACACAAAUAAUUACUCGUCAUCAUCACCGUUUUUCGGUCGAAAACUCGAGUCGAAUUCGGCCAACUCAUCGGAAACCGUCGCUAAAAGCGGCAGUAGCGGAGGUGGUGAAAUAACGGGGCUCCAACACAUUGUUUUUGGCAUCGCAGCCUCAUCCAACAUAUGGAAUCAUCGCAAAAACUACAUAAAGCUGUGGUGGGAGCCAAAGAAGAUGAGAGGGUUUGUUUGGCUAGACAAAAUAGUGAAAACUUAUAAUGACGAUCUUGAAACGCUCCCACCAUUGAUGGUAUCAAACGACACCUCAAAAUUCCGUUACAAGAACAAGGACGGCGACCGGUCGGCCAUCCGGCUCACCCGAAUCGUGUCGGAGACAUUACGGCUCGGGUUGGAGGAUGUGAGGUGGAUUGUGAUGGGGGAUGAUGACACAUUUUUUGUAGCUGAGAAUUUGGUUAGGGUUUUGAAGAAGUAUGAUCACAAACAGUUCUAUUACAUUGGUGCGAAUUCCGAGUCACAUUUGCAAGAUAUAAGGUUUUCUUACAACAUGGCUUAUGGAGGUGGUGGAUUUGCUAUUAGUUUUCCAUUGGCAAAAGCUCUUGCAAAAAUUCAAGAUGAAUGUAUUGAGAGAUAUCCUGAAUUGUAUGGAUCAGAUGACAGAGUUCAAGCUUGUCUUUCUGAACUUGGAGUCCCUGUAACCAAGGAGAUUGGAUUUCAUCAGUUCGACUUGUUUGGCAAUGUGUUUGGAAUCUUGGCAGCACAUCCAGUAACACCAUUAGUCUCACUCCACCACCUAGAUGUGAUAAUGUCGAUUUUCCCAAAUCUCAACCAAUUCCAAUCAUUGCAUCUUUUAAAACAGCCCAUGGAGCUAGACUCUGCUGCCCUGAUGCAGCAAUCGAUAUGUUACGACAAGGCCAGGAACUGGACCAUUUCGGUCUCAUGGGGUUAUGCUGUUCAGAUUCUGCGUGGUGUUAUCUUGCCCCGCGAAAUGGAAUUGCCUGUGAGGACAUUCACUGAUUGGUACAGAAAGGCAGAUGAGACUGCAUUUGCUUUCAACACUAGGCCAUUCCAUAAGAACACUUGCCUCAGGCCUUCGGUUUUUACAUUGUAUAGUGCUGAUAUGCAUGGUUCUUCGAGUAAUCAGACAGUUAGCAGAUAUGGUAAGUAUCGAAAUCCAGGGUAUAAAUGCAAAUGGAAGAUGCCUGAUCCUGAUCAGAUUCGUCAGGUGGAAGUUUACAAGAAGCCUAAUCCAUUUCUGUGGAAUAAGUCUCCCAGAAGAAACUGUUGCAGAGUGUUGCAUUCAGGAAAACAACAUAUCCUGCAGGUUGAUGUAGACGAAUGCAGAGAAGGUGAAAUCAUUGGCGUUAACUAA
Molecule: messenger RNA, 1563 nt
Organism: Oldenlandia corymbosa var. corymbosa
Lineage: Eukaryota; Viridiplantae; Streptophyta; Magnoliopsida; Gentianales; Rubiaceae
Source: the annotation of a GenBank genome assembly